AUGACUUCAUCUUCAACAUGGAUUAAUCAAAUAUCUGAACUAAAAGAGAACAAUGAGCUUAAAUCACGAACUUGUAAAACUUACGUAAAGCACCCAGAAAAAGAAAUAUGUCAAUGUGGUCGUUUAAAACGAAGUCAUAGUUAUACUACACUUAGCCACUUAGAUUUAAAUGAAAGAACUGAUAUCGAUGUAAAAUGGAACGAAGGUACAGAUUCAAACUCAGUACCUAUUAAUGUCUAUGGUAUUAGAUCAUCGAAUGGCCCAAAAUUUCGCUUAUGGGGUGCGAAAUAUUUUACAUUAAGUGAACGAUUAGAAAAAGAUUUUGUUACAGGUAUAAUCGAUUUAGCAACUAGAGCAGAUGCAUGGAUUCUAACUGCUGGUGUAAAUAAUGGAGUAGCAAAUUUAGUUGGUGAAGGUAUUUCACAAUAUCGUAUUUUAAAACAAUAUUCAAAACCUAUCACAUGUAUUGCCCUUACACAAUGGGGUAGUAUAGCUGAACAGACACGAAUGGAAUUGAAACAAGAAACACAGGGUUAUCCUAAAGAACUCAAAUGUAUUCAGCAAACAGAUCCUAAUACAGAAGAAGACAAAGAAAUAUUGGAACCAAAUCAUACACAUUGUUUGAUAUUAGAUAAUGGUGAAUUAAAUGGUUAUCUAAGUGAUGGACCACGAGCAGCAUUUGUUAAAGCAGCAACAAAAAAUGGAACUUGCUAUGGAGUAACAAUUAUUGUUGAAGGAGGUUUAAAUACCUUGGAAGUAGUAAAAGCUGAUGUACUCGCCAAACGACCUGUUGUCCUAAUACAAAAAAGUGGUCGAAUGUCUGAUGUAUUAGCCAAUUUAAUACAAUUAACAACAAGCACUGAUCGAACUAAAUAUAGAGAACCAACAAAACCUGAAAUAGAAAAGAAUCUUCAUGAAUAUUUUCCUAAUCUAAAAGAAGAUAAAGACAAUGAAUCUACUCGUAUUACACAAAUUAUUGAUGUUAUGCAAAUUGCUCAUCGUAAUUUAUUGCAUGUAUAUCAACUUGAUGCAGAGCAAAAUAUUUCCGAAAUCAUAUUUCAAGCUAUUUUCUCAGCUUAUAAAGACAAUCCUGAUGAGAAAAAACGUGCCCGUUUAUUAGAUUUGUCUAUAAGAUGGAAUUUUUUAGAUGGUGCAAAACAAUUACUUGAAAUAAAUAAUACAAAAAGGGAAAAAGAUGGACGAACAAAAGAUAAAACUCUUCUAGGUGCUUUAUUGCGACAAGCUUUAGAACAAAAUCGUCCACAAUUUGUCGAUUAUUUUCUUCGUUGUGGCUAUGAUCCAAGAGAUUUAAGAAGUGUAACACGUCCAAAUCUGAUAAACGCUUUUAUGCCGAAGAACUUAAAUAAAACAAUAUUAUGUCAAAACUUUGUGAUUAAUUUAUACAAUCAUGUCAGAGAAAAUGCAUUUGAGUAUCACAAUAAAGAGUCAGUGAAUUUAUUUGAUAGUGAAAAUAAUGGAUCUUUAUUGAAUAUUCUAAUAUUGAAUCAAAAACUUCAACAAUGGCUUGGAUCAUAUAUUGAUAUAGUUUAUAAGCCUUUGUCAAUAUCUUCAGUGCCAAAACCAUCAAAUAAAUUAUUUGAUAAUCAAGUACAUCAUGAUGAAUCAAAGAAUGAUAUACCUUUAAGAGAUAUUGUUGUUAAUUCUAAUGAUAACAUAGGAAUAAGACUAAAUGAUAAUUAUUCACAACAAGAAAUGUUAAGAGAUUUAUUUCUUUGGUCUGUAUUUAUGGAUCUUAGUACAAUGACUAAAACAAUUCUAGUUCAUAUGAAAGAACGAAUUUGUGCUUCAUUAAUUGCAGCAAAAAUUUUCAAGACUUAUGCUCGACAAACACCAAUAAUUGAUGUAAGAGAUAGACUAAAUAAACAAGUAGCUGACUUUGAAAUAUAUUCAGCAAAAUGUGUUAAUGUAUGUUAUGAAAUAAAUGAAACAUUGACAUGUGAAUUAUUAAUGCGAGAAAUACCAUUGUUUGGAAAUGUAACAUGUAUGCAAAUUGCAAUUUCAGGAGAAAAUGCAAAAUUUCUUGAAACAGCAUGUUUUGAUCAUGUACUCAAUCAAAUUUGGUACAAUAAAUUAGCUUUAUCAAACAUAGCUCUUUCAUCGAAAUUUCGACUAUUCGGUAGUAUGAUAACACUUGGAUUUUGUGCACCGAAAUUAUUAAAUUAUCGAUUAAAAGACGAACUUUACUUAAAUGAAACACGUGAACAACAAAAUAAACCAACAAGAAUGUCAUCGAAUGGUAUUAACUAUUAUAUGGAAGAAGAUCAACCUACUUACUGGAAAAAAUUUCGUAGUUUUCAUGAAACUCCAUUAGUUAAAAUGUGUUAUCAUUUCAUAUCCUAUAUUUGGUUUCUAUUAGUGUUCAGUUAUAUGAUGCUCUAUCAUUUUGAUUCUCCUUCUGAUACAAAUGGGACACUUCAUUGGACUGAAAUUCUACUUAUCAUAACAGUUAGAACAAUGCUUUUAGAGGAAAUACGUCAAAUUGUUUACGACUUGCAUAAGAAAAUGUUAGAAAAAUGGAAUACUACAACUCGUCUAAUUCUUACUAAAUUAGCAAAUCCUUUCUAUGCUCUACCAUAUUUACUUUUCUAUUUGGGUAUCUUUUUACACUAUGCAUUUGGUAAUACACCAGCUGUUUUAAGUGCAGCACGGAUUAUAUUAGCAUUCGAUUUGGAAUUAUGGUAUCUUCGUUCAUUAAAAUUUGUUAUUGCUUUAAAAUUUCUUGGACCAAAACUAUUUAUGCUUCGAAAUAUGUUACGUGAUUUAGCUGCAUUUGUCUAUUUGAUAUUUAUUGCUAUUGCUGCUUAUGGUGUUGUUUCACGUGCAUUGAUCAUGUACAAUCAAGUACCAUUUACUGUGCAUGGUAUAUUUGAAAAUAUAUUCUAUUCGCCAUACUGGUUCAUUCAUGGAGAAGUUAACGAUACAGCAACACUUGAUGAUAUAAUACAUGAUGAAAAUUCUACAUUCAUUGCCGAAGCAACAGCAACACAUGUUCUAUUAGCAUUUCAUAUGUUAUUUAUUAAUAUUUUACUUUUGAAUUUACUCAUCGCUGUUUUCACACGUACUAUUGAUGAGGUUCAGACAAAUACCGAAUUCUAUUGGCGUUUCCAACGUUAUUCAUUUGUACGUGAAUAUUACGAACGACCAUGGUUAGCUUAUCCACCAUUGAUUAUUAUACCGCAUAUUUGGAUUGUUAUACGUGCUCUAUGGAAGACACAUUGUUGUUGUAUAAAUGGAGACGACAAUACUAAGCAUAGUUCUGUUACAGCACCAAUUUUUAAAAUGAUUCCAUUAAAUCGUGACGUGUUGAAUGAACAAUGGGAUAAAUUUGAAAAUGCAGCAACAUAUAGUUAUGCUAGAUCAGUUACUAGUUCCGAAAAAAAGAAAGAUUUACAUUAUCAAACAAAAUCAUCCGAACCGACAACCACCGUACAAACACAUGAAGAUAUGCAAAAACAAUUAAAUGAAAUUACGAACUCAUUGAAACGAUUAACAGAUGCAUUAACUCGAUCAGAUGUAAAUAGAGAAAAUUUAUUAUAA
Molecule: messenger RNA, 3558 nt
Organism: Adineta steineri
Lineage: Eukaryota; Metazoa; Rotifera; Eurotatoria; Adinetida; Adinetidae
Source: the annotation of a GenBank genome assembly